AUCCAUUGAACGGUGCAUUCUCGGCAUCACCGCACCUCGUAGCUUUAGGUCGUUCCGUUACCUCCUUCAACGCGAUUAUUUCCAGCUCCCUUGUUUAUCCUGUCUACCUCCCCCAAAGGUUUCACUCUCGCCCGUGUUGUUGCCGCCGCCACACCUUAUCAGAGCAACCCUGCAGGGCGCGCACGAACUGAUGGCGAGAUUCUGUCGUCCACUCUACCCAGCUAUUAGUCACAAACCGCUCCUAAGAACUCAAACAUCGCUUAUUAUACUGACUGAAUACGUCCAGACGUUCUGCGCUCUUGUCCCGACCGCUUCAUUCAAUCGUCGCCGGCGGAUAUCUCUAUCGUCCCAUCGCAGGAAACGCAGAUCCGAAUCAACGCCCGUGGUCCUGAUUCGGUAGUUCACCUUUUGUAUUCUUCCAGAUUCUUUCACACUGCGCAUGGUUGCUUGACUGAAUUCUAACCACUUUGUCUGCGAUGAUAUCGUUUCUGACCAGCGCCCGCGGUCUCUUUGGGACAUAUCUGAUGCAAGAUGACAUCUCUGUCUCAUUGGUCCUGACGCCACUAUAUGACUAUCUCUUGCCACCACCUAUGUGGCGGCUCUUUGUCGCUUUAUUUGUCGUAGGGCUCCAUGGAGACAUGCACCUACGUACUUCCGCGCCUGCCAGAUGCAAACGCUUUGUGCCUCGUCGACGUAUACAGACUACUUUAUGUACGUACCGGCUUCUCUUUCUCAUCGGUUUGUACGUAUCUGCGACCAUGUGCUGCGGCAUAAAGCGAAAUGCGUUAAACUUGCUUUACAUUUGUCAGAUCUUAAUGAAUUCAUCAUUUAGGCUGUCUGUGUCACCGUCAACUCGAUAUGCAGUCUUGACAAGACGCAUCAUGAUUUUAGACAAAGAGGCUGCGCCUAUGAUGCCCGUGAAUACCUGUCUACUUCACACAAUCGAUUUCCUUCUCUCUGCACCUAACCCCAUACAAGCUAGGUUGCAUGUGUUCCACUAUCUCGGCCCGUACUUGCUUCAGACAGAUGGAGUUCCCUUCAAGCAUUGUGGCUGA
Messenger RNA from Somion occarium, 1055 nucleotides. NCBI's taxonomy places the organism in Eukaryota, Fungi, Basidiomycota, Agaricomycetes, Polyporales, Cerrenaceae. The record is from the annotation of a GenBank genome assembly.